This is a messenger RNA of Fonsecaea monophora, 2400 nucleotides long. RefSeq lists its product as hypothetical. The record is from RefSeq and is a predicted model, not a curated record. Gene Ontology annotation, molecular function: A2-type glycerophospholipase activity. The coding region runs from base 1 to 2400 and encodes 799 amino acids. Gene Ontology annotation, biological process: glycerophospholipid catabolic process. Gene Ontology annotation, cellular component: cytosol. The transcript has 4 exons. Lineage: Eukaryota; Fungi; Ascomycota; Eurotiomycetes; Chaetothyriales; Herpotrichiellaceae.
AUGGUUUCUGCGAAUCGUGGUGGCAUGAUUUCGACCAGUAUGUGGAAUGUUUACAACAUGAAAUCCGUAGUCGAGCAGAAGGACGAUGAGCGCCGCCGCAGCGCCGACCUCGAGGGUGAUCAACUGGUGCAACAUCAAGCUGGUGAGCAGUACAAUGCUCUGAUGGCCACCUUCAAUGAUGAAGAGCUUACUGACUACCCGAUAUCAAACGCCGCACCGAACCGUCAAGCCACCUUCACCAAGGCGAUCGACACCGUCGAUUUGAAAGCAGUGCUGCUACCACGAACAUCUGAAACCACAGAGCAGCAAGAGUACGAGGAAUCCAUUCUUCGCCAGCACUACCCAGAAAGUCGACGGAGGCACGACCUGAGCCAUCUCGCUGAGGAGGAAGGAAUGCCCGAGGAAGACGACGAUGAAGAAGUGCCCAGUAACAAAAGCCAUCCUUCUUCGCCUGAGCAGAGCUCGACGGGGAUUACGGGGGCACGUGCCAAGGUCAAGGGCAAACUCAAGUCCUUCUGGAACAAGACCAUCGUCCCAACCUUUCCCGAAGCUGUUGCGGAUAUCUCAAUCAUCAAGGCCGCGUUAAAGGUCGAGGCUACUAUCACCAAGGAGUUGAGGGAUACAACGAGGCAUCCCGAGGUCGCUCAAAAGGCAACGAGAAAGGUCAAGGUGCGGGAUGCUUUUUGCCGUUAUCUCAACCUCGAUCCCUCCGAGGUUCAUGUUGAUGACGUGCCGGUUGUAGCUUUUGGCGGAUCAGGGGGAGGAUAUAGGGCCAUGAUCGGCUUUCUGGGAUACUGUGAAGAGAUGAAGCGCACGGGAAUGUGGGAUCUGUUGACUUAUGUUGCUGGUGUGAGUGGUAGUUGCUGGGGCCUCGCCGCCUACUACACCUGGGCUGGUGCGAGUAUGAAGGCAGUGAUUGACCAUUGCCGGAAGAGACUGCAUCCACACCACCCCUUGUCUCCAGAAGCAGUUCGCGAGGUGCUGAACGCCCCUGGUGGCCCAACGAAGACGCUCGGCCCCUUGAUUCAGAAGCACCGCUCAGGGUUGUCAACUGUGGCCAUGGAUUUGUAUUCUGUCUUCACCACGGGCCAUCUCUUCCUGAAUCACGAUCCCGCCCUAGAGCCACCGGGCCUACGUGGGAGCUUUGGUGUCAAAAAGGAGGUGGCAGGCUUUCAUGAGAACUGGCUAAAGUGGUCAUCGGCAAAUAUGUACCUGCUAGACGGCAGCGAACCAUUGCCCAUAUUUACCGCAAUCCGGCAUGAACGCCCCUGGAAGGACUGGGUAGACAAGGAACAUCCCUUUAAGAACGAAGAUCCAGAAACGAAGGAGCAUCAAGAGGCCCAGGAUGCUUGGUUCAAUUGGUUUGAAAUUUCGCCGAUCGAGGUUGGAUGUGACGAGCUGGAGGCUUGGUGUCCAACUUGGGCGUUUGGCAGGCCGUUCGAACAAGGCCACGAUACCAUGCAACUUCCCGAGCAAUCUCUGGCAUUGCUACUGGGUCUCUGUACCAGUGCGCCGGCGGGACCUUUGACUUCCUACCUGGCGACCAUCAAGCGCAGUCUCCCGGCGGGAUUCAUUGGCAACUCCAUCAAUGACAUGGCUAGAGGAAUCGCGCGGCUGUGGGGGCCAAAGGGAAAGGAAGAGUUUCAAGCCCAUCAUCCGCUUCAUGCUGUCAAUGAGCACAAUUUCAUGUUUCACUUGUCCCGGGGUGAGAACAAGGACAAACCGUCACCACCAAUCGAGAAUUCCCCUCGGAUUCACCUGAUCGAUUCAGGGAUGGAUAACAACUGCCCGACGUAUGUCAUGCUGCACCCUUCUCGGCAAGUCGAUGUGAUUUUGAACAUGGAUGCGUCCAGCGACGUCUUGAAGGGCAGUUUCCAGGAGCGGGUGGACCAGAUUGCCAGCCGACGGUGCCUGAAAUUCACCAAACGGCACCCUGAAGUGGAAGCUGGCACAGACCCCAAAGAUCCGGACCGCUUCAAGGGCUUAUAUGCACAGAUCUACGACGGUAGCAUCCUCGAAGAGAGGCCGAAGCAGGUGAUUGACUCUUACGGACACGAAGUAACCAAUCCCCCGGCACCGCCAUGCCUCCAUGAAUCAACCAUGAUCUAUCUCCCGUUGCUACCGAACCAGGGAGCAGUGGCCGAUUUUGAUCCUUCGACCGCCAAAUUCUCCGGCUCGUAUAACCUCGUGUGGACUGGUGAGCAGGUAGAGAUGCUGGUCAAGGUAUGCUGCGCCAACUACGAGGCCGGCGAAGAUGCGAUAAAGACAGUCUUGAGGGAGCAGUGGCAGAAGAAGAGAGCAAAGAGAGAAGCCGCUGGCGAAUCCUCUGCUUCGCUUCCUCCAGCAGGCCCUAUUCCUCCUCCUCCUUCAACGCCUUCAGCUGAAGCACAUACCCAGUAA